Molecule: messenger RNA, 4082 nt
Organism: Elaeis guineensis (African oil palm)
Lineage: Eukaryota; Viridiplantae; Streptophyta; Magnoliopsida; Arecales; Arecaceae
Product: putative disease resistance protein RGA3
Molecular function (GO): ADP binding
Source: RefSeq, a predicted model, not a curated record
AUAGAGCCACCACUAAUUAAAUAGUUGUUUUUGCGGAGGGGGUAAGGAGUACCCUGCCAUUUCUGUCUCUCCACCUUCCCACUGUCUUGCACUCGGAGAAACAAAAGAUGGCCAUGAUCGCGGAUGCCUUUGUCUCCAAAUUGUGUCAGGUUUUAUUAACCUCCGCAAUAGAAGAGGCCGCCAAGAUCUUGGGUGUGCCCGACGAAAUCAAGAAGCUCCACAGGAGGCUGAAGAGGAUGCAAGAUGUUCUCUCUGAUGCAGAGGAUCGACGCUUCGACAGCCAGGCCAUCAAUCGUUGGCUGAAUGAGCUGCGAGAUCUCAUGUACGAUGCAGAAGAUAUCAUCGAUGAAUGCUGGAUCGAGGGCGAGAAACAUCUCAGCUCAAAGUCAUCCUCAUCUCCUCGUGUUGAGUCGGUACGUUGUUGCUUCCCUCCUAUGGCUUGCUUGCACAAAGUUAGAUUCCAUCAUGAGAUUGCCAAAAGAAUUAGAGAUCUCAACCAUAGGCUUGAUGAACUUGCCAAGGACAAAGCUGAGCUCAAUCUUACACCUGCUCCUCAUCGUGACCGCUAUAAGAGUACUAGAAUAACAUACGGGACAUCCCCUGUUGUUGAGUCUGAAGUUGUGGGCGAGAAUAUUGAGACUGACACGAGGAUUUUGGCUGACCUGUUGAUUAAGAAACACAAAAGAAAAAUUCUUAUCUUUGCUAUUGUUGGCAUGGGUGGGAUAGGCAAAACUACUCUUGCUCAGAAGAUUUACAAUGAUGAGAAGCUUCGAGACAACUUCCACCAAAUGCCACGGAUUUGGUCGUGCGUGUCCCAAGAUUUCUCCGAGUCUGAUUUGCUUAGAUCUAUCAUAAAACAAGCUGGAGGUGAUCCUCGAAAGGAUAAGGCGAAGGAAGUGCUCGAACCCAUGCUUAGCGGAGUCCUCACGAACAAGAAGUUCUUUUUAGUCUUAGAUGAUGUUUGGGAUGCACGAGUGUGGGAUGAGCUGUUGAGAAAUCCCUUACAGAGUGGUCUGAAAAAUGGUAGAAUUUUAAUAACCACCAGACAUGAAGACAUUGCUAGACAGAUGGGAGCAGUAUACAUUCACAGGGUGGAGAAGUUGUCUCGCGAGGAUGGUUGGUCAUUAAUUUGCAAGAUGGUGUUUGAUGAAGAGGAUGAACAAGAUAAACAUGACUUCAGUGAUACAGGGAUGAAAAUUGUUGAGAAAUGCGAUGGGCUUCCGCUUGCUCUCAGGACUGUUGGAGGGGUUCUUCGAACCAAGGCAAAAAGGCCAUUGGAAUGGGAAAAGGUCCUUUCUAGCACAGCUUGGUCUUGUACGAAGCUUCCAGAAGGGGUGAUGGGUGCUUUGUACUUGAGCUAUCAGGAUUUACCAUCUCCUCUCAAGCAGGGCUUCACUUGCCUUUCCUUAUUUCCUGAGGACUUCAUAAUUCAUGAAGGUUUUUUCGUCAAUAGUUGUAUUGCAGAGGGCUCUGUAACAUCUGAAGAUGGUACUCCUUUGGAAGAUGUGGCAAAAGGGCAUUGGAAGGAGUUGGUGCAGAGGAACCUUCUACAGCCAGAUCCUAAUUGGUAUGAUAAAUCAGCUUGCAGGAUGCAUGACCUCCUGCGAUCUCUAGCUCAGCAUAUAGCACGGGAUGAGUGCUUCGUCGGAGAUGCAAGAGCUUUUGAAAACAAGAUCAUGGCCUCCCCAUCAUCAAUAAAACUACGCCAUUUAUCGAUUGUUGAUGGAAACAUAGAAACCAUAUCUGACUUGAUAAUGGAACAGACAUCCUUGAGGACCCUGUCAUUCUUCCGUUCUCCACGGUUUAACAUGCUUCCAGAACAUCUCUUUAGAGAGCUGCGGAGUUUAAGGGUCCUUAACUUGAGCGAAACAAACGUCGACAAUCUACCAACUUCCUUGGGAGAUCUUGUGCACCUAAGACGUCUUGAUCUCCGUGGGACUUCAAUAAGAGAGAUCCCAGGGAGUAUAGGGAAUCUUAGAAAUCUCCAAUUCCUUAUACUCCAGAAUUGCAAAUAUUUGCGCAGCCUCCCCUGCAGUGUCCUCGGGUUAAACAAUCUAAGGGUUCUAGACGUCAAGGGUGCACCACUUGAUGGACUGCCCAUGGGAAUAGAAAGACUGCAACAACUACAUACACUUUUGGGAUUUGUGGUGAAUGGUAGCGAGGGCUGCAGAUCCGGAGUAGGAGGAGAUGACAGGAAGCAGGAGCACAGGGGACAUCAACACGGCAGCUUCUGCACCUUGGAAGGGUUGAAAUCCCUCUCCCACCUCUACUAUCUUAGCAUACACAAGUUGGAGAGAGUAUCAAACAGGAGUGAAGCAAGAGUUGCUGCACUUCAAGCCAAGCCCCAUCUCUCAAUUCUGCUUCUGCAUUGCACCCUACCAACCAAUUCUUCUAACGUACAGCAAUCUCGUGCAAAUGGUUACGAGGAGGAAGAAAUCAAGAGAAUAGGGGAGGUCUUCGAGGAGCUCCGCCCAUCACCAUGCCUUGAAGAGCUUGAAAUCCAUGGCUUCUUCGGCCGUGAUUUUCCUAGCUGGAUGGUAAUUACACCCUCAUCAUCAUUGCUGUGCAACCUGCGAAGGCUGGUUCUAAAGAAUUGUGCUCUAUGCCGGCAGCUUCCACCCUUGGGAAUGCUACAACAACUAGAUUACCUCCGGUUUAUAGGUGCUUCUGCAGUCACGAGCGUUGGUCUUGAAUUCUUCUUACUGGCAGGUGGCAGUUCCUCUUGCUUCUCCUCCUACUUCUCCAAACUAGAGACACUUGUAUUUGAUGACAUGCCCAAUUGGGAAGAAUGGUGGUGGCGGUGGGAGGAGGAGGACAACCAGACAACAUCGUUGCUACCUUCUCUCAAGGUAUUGACCAUUCGUGAAUGUCCGAAGUUGAGGUCUCUACCAGAGAGCCUACUCUGUCGUGCCACUGCCCUGAAGAGAUUAAACAUCAAAGGUGCUCACGGCCUGAGAGAAAUACAGAACCUCCACUCUCUUACAGGAUUGCUCUUGAUGGACAACUCAAGUUUGGAGAGAGUGUCGAACUUUCCAGCACUAAAAGACCUUUCCAUUCAUAAUUGCGAGGAGUUGAAGGUUGUGGAAGGUGUGGAUGCCAUGGAGAACAUAGAGCUCGAUGAUCGAGAAGAUGAAAACUCUCUUCCAGAGUGGUUAGUAGCUGCUGGUGAACAACGACUUCGCUUCCCUUCGCUCCGCAAGUUGAUUCUCAAAAACAAAUUAUAUCAUGCCGCCGCCCUUGAGGAACUACGAACUGGUCGGACAUACAGCCAGAACAUCAGUCGGAGACAACCGAGACCGCGGUGGGGAAACGAAGUAUGCCUUCGUCAUCAGAACAGCUGCUCUUCUGACAGGAGGUGUUGGUGAAUAGCAACUCCCCUUCGCUCCACAAGUAGACUCUCUUCAACAAUAUCUGUUGCUGCCUGAUUAGCCUCUGAUCUGAUGACACAUCACCCAUGUUGAAGCACAAGCAAGAGAUGCGAGAUUACUUGCCAAGUUGGUGAUACUCUUCAUCAUUCUCGUCCUUUCAGGCCCAACAGAUAAGCUGAAGUCCUUUCUUCCAGAGGCUUUUCUCCAACUGCAUUCGGAGCUGUGAUUUUAGCGGGGUCUUGGAACAAGCAAUUACCCAUCUAUGAGAAAGGAUUGAUGACCACAAGGCGAUUGUGUUCCAGAUUUCAUUAUUUCACCUGCUUAGACCGAAGAAGUCAGCAUCACGGACCUAACCUCAUGAGAUCAGUGCAUCUUGUCCGGGAUCUAGGACAUCAUCAGCCACCAUAAUUGGGGGUAUAGACAAUGGAAAGAUGUGAAUGAAAGUAUGGAGUCUGUGAACUAGUACAUUAUCAAACUCUGGAACAAUUUUGCGCACCAUAUUUUUUAGGAUUUGAUUGCAGAAAUCAUGUCCGACAUACAGCGACCAUAUCGGGAGGGACAAGGAUGGGAAGGAAUUUAAUUUUUUUUUUUUUGUUGUGUGUGCAUUUGGAUGCAUGAAUAGAUGUAUUCAUGGAUGUAUUAACCAACUUUUAUACUUCGAUGCGAGAGCAUGUAACAGGAAAAUUCUCCCAGUUCCUUCAAGCAUUCCAAAAU